AUGUCCGCCGCCGAAGCACCGACAGACGUGCCCGUCGCCGACCUCCCGUCCGGCGCGCCCAUCCCGUCCUCGAUCCCGCCGCCGACCGCCGACUCCUCCUCCUCCUCACCACCAAGCAGCAACAACAGCAGCAAGGCGGCGCCGCGCCUGCCGCUCUCCUUCCUCCUCUCCGCCCCGUCCCGCCUCGACGCCUUCAUCGCCCACCUGAACCGGUGCAUGCAGACGCCCUCGGGCGCCGACGCCGUCCUCCAGUUCGUCUGCUACACGUCGCGCCUGUCCUCGGCCCUCCUCGCCUCGCUGGCGGGCCACGUGCUCGCCCGCCGCUCCGCGAGCGAGCUCGUCGCCCUGGCCCUGGCCCUGCCCUCCCGCGCCACCGCCAUCCUCUUCACCACCGCCGCCGCAGCCGCAGCCAGCCCGGCGGUGGUGGUGGUCCCGACGGGCGGCGUCAGGGCCGGCGCCGAGACGGCCGCCGCCCGCGCCGCCCUGCUCCUCUCGGCCCGCCUCAAGGCCCUGUCGGGCCUCUGCAGCGAGGCCCGCACCAUCACCCGCCUUUGGGCCCUGCUGGGCCUGUACUUUUGGGCGCGCAGCCUCGUCCUCGAGACCGCCGCCUCCCUCUCUUCCACAUCCUCCUCCUCCGGCGAUGAGAAGCAGGGCACCGCCGCCGCCGCCGCCCACCCCAGAAAGUCCCUGGGCGAGCACCUCGUCGCCUGGGCCCAGCUCCUCGGCUGCCUGGGCUUCCAGGUCCUCGAGAACGGCGCCUACCUCUCCUCGCGCGGCGUCCUCGGCUGGGGCCCCGAGGCGCAGGCCCGGGCGGGCGUCUGGAGCGUCCGCGCCUGGGGCGUCUUCGUCGGGCUCGAGAUCGGCCGCCUCGCCGCGCAGCUGUCCUCCCCGGACGGCAGGGCGCGCCUCGCCGCCGCCGGCGAGCUCGACGCCUCGCGCAAGACGCUGGCCCGGAACCUGGCCUGGGCGCCCCUAGUCGUCCACUGGGGCGGGGGCGGCUACCUGCCCGACGCCGCCGUCGGCCUGCUCGGCUGCGUGCCGGGGACCAUCGGCAUGCGGGACCUGUGGAAGAAGACGGCCGCUUGA
Messenger RNA from Thyridium curvatum, 1086 nucleotides. RefSeq lists its product as uncharacterized. The transcript has a single exon. Bases 1 to 1086 code for a protein of 361 amino acids. The record is from RefSeq and is a predicted model, not a curated record. NCBI's taxonomy places the organism in Eukaryota, Fungi, Ascomycota, Sordariomycetes, Thyridiales, Thyridiaceae.